AUGGAUCCCUACUCCGCGGAAGGCGAAUUGAUCAACAUCCACACCCACUUCUACCAGUCACAAUACCAGCAGGUCAUCGACUUCGACACAUCAUCCUUCUCCGCCGAGAACGCCGUGCCCGCGCGAGUGCUGAAGCUGCGAGCCCGCCUCGCCCUUGGACAAGCCGAAGAUGUUCUCGCAGAAGUGCAGGGCGAGACCGUCCCCGAUCUAGAAGCCGUCGGCGCGCUGGCCGAAUACAACCUGGGCAAGACGGACGCGGCGCUGAAGACGAUUGAGAAGCUGGCGGCAUCUGCAGGCGACAAUGUCACUGUCCAGGUCGUUGGCGGCACGGUCCUGCAGGCGGCUGGCAAGUCCGAGGAGGCGCUUGCGCUGCUGUCCAAGCACCAAGGAAGCUUGGACGCCGUCGCGCUCAUUGUUCAGAUUCACCUGCAACAGAACCGAACCGACCUCGCUCUGAAAGAAGUCACCGCCGCGCGGAGAUGGGCGCAGGAUAGUCUCCUGGUGAACCUGGCCGAGGCAUGGGUUGGGGCUCGAGUGGGCGGCGAGAAAUAUCAACAAGCGUUCUACGUCUAUGAGGAGCUUGCCCAGGGCUCUUCGACCUUUUCAGUACAGAGCCUCAUCGCACAGGCUGUGUGCGAGAUACACCUGGGCCGCCUUGAGGAAGCCCAAUCCGCUCUGGAGCAGGCUCUGCAGAAGGAUCCUACAAACGCAGAAGGAAUUGCCAACUUGGUAGUGCUGAAUUCCAUUGCAGGAAACAACAGCGAGGAGCUUCUCGAAUCACUAAAGAAGGUGAACCCUCAUCACCAACUGGUGCUGGAUCUGGAAGAGAAGAGCAGUCUGUUCGACAAGGCUGCCGCAAAGUACAGCGCCAAGGCGUGA
This is a messenger RNA of Trichoderma citrinoviride, 879 nucleotides long. RefSeq lists its product as hypothetical. The transcript is spliced from 4 exons. Gene Ontology annotation, biological process: retrograde vesicle-mediated transport, Golgi to endoplasmic reticulum; endoplasmic reticulum to Golgi vesicle-mediated transport; intra-Golgi vesicle-mediated transport. The coding region runs from base 1 to 879 and encodes 292 amino acids. Gene Ontology annotation, cellular component: COPI vesicle coat. Gene Ontology annotation, molecular function: protein binding; structural molecule activity. NCBI's taxonomy places the organism in Eukaryota, Fungi, Ascomycota, Sordariomycetes, Hypocreales, Hypocreaceae. The record is from RefSeq and is a predicted model, not a curated record.